Molecule: messenger RNA, 492 nt
Organism: Penicillium cataractarum
Lineage: Eukaryota; Fungi; Ascomycota; Eurotiomycetes; Eurotiales; Aspergillaceae
Product: putative oligosaccharyl transferase subunit Dad1
Exons: 3
Coding region: 1-492 (163 amino acids)
Biological process (GO): protein N-linked glycosylation
Cellular component (GO): membrane; oligosaccharyltransferase complex
Source: RefSeq, a predicted model, not a curated record
AUGCCUGCCAAACGACACGCGGCCUCAACUACCUCCGCGCCGGCACCCGUUACGCCCGCAACUCUCUCUUCGGGCCCUUCAACCCUGAAGACUAAUGCUUCUGCUGCUGCAAUUGCGCAACAUGUUUGGGAGCAGUACCUUGCGACUACUCCGCAACGGACAUUGCUUCUGGAUGCUUUCAUGGCCUUCCUAGUUCUCGUCGGUGGACUCCAGUUCUUGUACUGUGUGUUGGCUGGAAACUACCCUUUCAACGCCUUCCUGAGUGGCUUCAGCGCAGCUGUCGGCCAGUUCGUCCUCACGGCCAGUCUUCGUAUGCAAACAAGUGAUAGCGGUUCCGGAUCAUCCAGCAAGCCCAGCUCCAAGGGGAAGAAUGCCCGUUUCGCAGAUGAUAAUGAGGAUCAGGGCUCUGGUACCUCGCACGAGAGAGCUUUCGCCGAUUAUAUCUUUGGAAGUCUGAUCCUACACUUCUUCUGCAUCAACUUCAUCAACUAA